AUGGAUGAAGACAAAAAGGCUUAUAUGGUGAGGGGAGAAUUGUGGGUGGCAAAGAAAGUGAUGAUCUCUCCGAUGAAAGAAGAUGAGAUGAAUCGAAACAAAAUAUACAUGCAACCCAGUGUCGACAAAGUGUUGAGCGACCUUCACGUUCCUCCCGAACUUUCUUCUGUCAACUGGAAAGUCUCUAAAGUUGGUCAAGCGUAUUUAGCUGGCCUCAAUUUGAAUUAUAACACAAAGCUGAUUCCGCGCCUCUUUAAAGCGUCGAAAAAAGACGAUCAGAUUCUUGAAUUUGCUGGGAACAAACAAGUAACUUACAAUCCUUUAGAAGCUAUUAUUAUACAGACAGCGUUGAAUAUGCCAUCUGGUACAUAUGAAAGUGUUUGUUUCCAUCUAUUCCAUGUAUAA
This is a messenger RNA of Entamoeba invadens IP1, 405 nucleotides long. RefSeq lists its product as hypothetical. Lineage: Eukaryota; Evosea; Mastigamoebida; Endamoebidae. The record is from RefSeq and is a predicted model, not a curated record. The coding region runs from base 1 to 405 and encodes 134 amino acids. The transcript has a single exon.